AUGCAGCUGAAUCAAGGUGUAGUAUUGGCUAUACACAGUACUGGAAUAGCAGUGAGAGGCAUGCAGCUGAAUCAAGGUGUAGUAUUAGCUACAUACAGUGCUGGAAUAGCAGUGAGAUGCAUGCAGCUGAAUCAAGGUGUAGUAUUGGCUACAUACAGUGCAGGAAUAGCAGUGAGAUGCAUGCAGCUGAAUCAAGGUGGAGUAUUGGCUAUAUACAGUGCAGGAAUAGCAGUGAGAUGCAUGCAGCUGAAUCAAGGUGGAGUAUUGGCUACAUACAGUGCAGGAAUAGCAGUGAGAGGCAUGCAGCUGAAUCAAGGUGGAGUAUUGGCUACAUACAGUGCAGGAAUAGCAGUGAGAGGCAUGCAGCUGAAUCAAGGUGGAGUAUUGGCUACAUACAGUACUGGAAUAGCAGUGAGAGGCAUGCAGCUGAAUCAAGGUGGAGUAUUGGCUAUAUACAGUACUGGAAUAGCAGUGAGAUGCAUGCAGCUGAAUCAAGGUGGAGUAUUGGCUACAUACAGUGCAGGAAUAGCAGUGAGAGGCAUGCAGCUGAAUCAAGGUGUAGUAUUGGCUACAUACAGUACUGGAAUAGCAGUGAGAUGCAUGCAGCUGAAUCAAGGUGUAGUAUUGGCUACAUACAGUACUGGAAUAGCAGUGAGAGGCAUGCAGCUGAAUCAAGGUGUAGUAUUGGCUAUACACAGUACUGGAAUAGCAUUGAGAGGCAUGCAGCUGAAUCAAGGUGUAGUAUUGGCUAUACACAGUACUGGAAUAGCAGUGAGAGGCAUGCAGCUGAAUCAAGGUGGAGUAUUGGCUACAUACAGUGCAGGAAUAGCAGUGAGAUGCAUGCAGCUGAAUCAAGGUGGAGUAUUGGCUACAUACAGUGCAGGAAUAGCAGUGAGAGGCAUGCAGCUGAAUCAAGGUGGAGUAUUGGCUACAUACAGUGCAGGAAUAGCAGUGAGAGGCAUGCAGCUGAAUCAAGGUGUAGUAUUGGCUACAUACAGUACUGGAAUAGCAGUGAGAGGCAUGUAG
Pelobates cultripes (western spadefoot toad) is the source of this 1026-nucleotide messenger RNA. NCBI's taxonomy places the organism in Eukaryota, Metazoa, Chordata, Amphibia, Anura, Pelobatidae. The record is from the annotation of a GenBank genome assembly.